Oreochromis niloticus (Nile tilapia) is the source of this 3010-nucleotide messenger RNA. RefSeq names its product zinc finger CCCH-type containing 3 (gene zc3h3). Bases 57 to 2795 code for a protein of 912 amino acids. The transcript is spliced from 13 exons. NCBI's taxonomy places the organism in Eukaryota, Metazoa, Chordata, Actinopteri, Cichliformes, Cichlidae. Gene Ontology annotation, molecular function: metal ion binding. The record is from RefSeq and is a predicted model, not a curated record. Gene Ontology annotation, cellular component: nucleus.
AAUACGUCAUUCUUAAGGGCGUCGCCAUUUAAUGACGAAAGGUUGUAGUCGUAAACAUGGAGGAGAGAGAAGCACUUAAGAGACAAAUUGAACUUUUACAAAAUCUCAUCAACAAACAUAAAAGUACCCAUGGCGAUACACCAUUUACAGGAACUGAGCAGAGCCACACACAAUCUUCAGUGCCAGCCAGGGGCCGAGGUCAAAGUGCAUCUAUGAUCUACCCUCCCAGCUCCAGAGGAAGACUCUAUGCUCCUCAGAGCUGUGGAAGUUGGAGGAAAACGUACUCUCUGAGAAACAAGAACCCUGAGUCCUCUGCUGGACAUCCCUCAGCUUCUGCCUCCUCCGCUGUCCAUCACUCUCACAGCGUGUCACUCCCCAGCCUCAGCAUGGGAAGCAGGACUGCCACUUUAGAAUCAGGGACAUCUCAGCUGAAGAAAAAGGAACAUAUAAGCAGCAUAAAGGAGAGAAGAGAUGUAGCAACAGAAAGAAAAAACAGUGAUGCUCUUGGAAAAAUGGGGUCAGCAGCAGAGUUUAGGCAGAGGGUUGACAGCAGGAACACAGGCCUGCAGGGAAAGAAAAUUGGUGUUUCUUUUGAAGUGGCCUCUUCAGCCACAGCCAGUGCCUCAGCCAUUCAGCAGAGCAGCUCCCAAGUAAAGAUCGGACCUUCCCAUAAAAGCAGAACCAGUACGGACACUCAACAGAUUGUUGCUAAUACAUCUCAGGUAACUCUCACAGCUGGUCUCUCUACUGCAUCACAACAACCUUCCUCUAACUCAUCUUUACGAAGCAGCAAAGCCCAGGUCAAUACUUCAUAUUCAAAUAAAUCAAAGUUCACUUGGGUAAAGGGUCAGAGCGCUGUAGGAGCAGCGCUCAAACCACUGAGCUCUGUUUCCACACCAUCAGCAGUUGUUGCCCCAACAUCUGUCUUGAAAUCUGGAGUUACCAUUGAAAGCCCCCCUUCAUUUAUAGUUGCUAAGAGAACCCCUGCUAAGAAGGUACCUCGAAAGCUUAGCCAGCCCACUGGAGCUGCGAAGACCUCAAAGUACUGCUGGGUGUCCUCUGCAGGAGCCCAAGCUAAGACAUCUCGUAAGCCUCCAUCUCCCAAACCCUUGACUCUCACUCAGAGAAGUCUGGACAAAGGAGAGGGCACAAGGAAACUUAAAUCAGGCUCUUCUCCUUCUGUAAAAUUGAAAAAAGGUAUUGCAGCGUCCUCUGCUGGCACCUCACAGAGUAGCCGCUAUCGCUGGAAAGCAGGGGGCCAGAGUACAUCUUUGGCAGGGACAGCAGGAGCAACAGCAAACCGCCGUAGAUCUGCUUUCCACUGGACAGCUGAGAAAAGUAACAAAGGAUUGAAAGGAGGGAUUUCUGUGCCCCUAAGUUUACCUCAGCGCACCUCCAUGUUGUCAUCCUCCUCACCUGGAGGGUUCAAGCUCCGCAGCAGGAUGAAGAUUAUUAGAAGGUCUACUAGCAGUGGCAGUGGAUCAGAGAAAGUGAGCCCACCAGCUGUGAAGCACUCUCCCCAGGGCAGAAUCUAUACUUCGGCCAGGACUCCCACAGGAGUUAGGAGGACACCCACCAGGGAACUCGUGUCGUUUGGUAGACACAAGUUGAGGCGGCUUUCCCCUGUCUCAUCAAAGACAAAUGCCAGCUCUUCCUCCCAUCGUAACCCCGCUUCCCAAAGGGUGUUCAGGACACGCUACAAGAUGGUGACCCAUCUGGGCUCCAGUGCCAUGCAGACCCUCCCUUACAACCCAGCCCUCUCCUGGCGUGCCAAGAGGAUCCAGUCUGCCAGGAGUUUCCUUCAGAGCCGUCUUCGAGCUCCCCACGACAGACACCCAUCAUCCACCCAGCAGUGGAGAGGAAGCAGCAUGUGCUGGAUUCGUGGCUCCUUAUACCGUGUGUCAGCCAAUAAGCUGUCCCGCACCGUAGCAGCGAACAUGUCCAUCAAUCGAACAGGAAGGUCCUCAAGCUUCCAGGUCUCCCACAUGGUUCCCGUCAUGGCCAAACCCUCCAGCACUCGUCACUUAGCCAGGUACCGUGCAGUCCAGCGGAGUCUUGCCAUCAUUCGCCACGCUCGUCAGAAGCAGCGGCAAAAGCAGUACUGCAUGUACUACAACCGCUUCGGCAAAUGUAACCGUGGAACAAGUUGCCCCUUCAUACACGACCCAGACAAAGUGGCGGUCUGCACCAGGUUUCUGAGAGGGACAUGCAAGCAGGCAGAUGGUACCUGUCCGUUCUCCCACAAGGUGGCAAAGGAGAAGAUGCCGGUGUGUUCUUACUUCCUGAAGGGCAUCUGUAACAACAGUGACUGUCCCUACAGUCAUGUCUACGUGUCCCGCAAAGCUGAAGUGUGCCAAGACUUUGUAAAAGGUUACUGUCCUGAGGGAGAGAAGUCGCAGUGGUGCUGGAGCCAUCCCAGCUGUCACAGGGCAAGAAGCAGGUGUAAGAAGAAACACACUCUAGUGUGUCCAGACUUCUCUAAGACGGGCUCCUGCCCACAUGGCUCACGCUGUAAGUUGCAGCACCGCCAACGAGUCAAACGCCGCGCCAGCAACACUGUGACCCCUCCAGCUAAGAAAGCACGCUCCAAGGAGCCUCUGAAGAGACCCCAUCUGUCUGUUGUGAUGCCACAGGAUUCUCAAGCAUCACUGGGGAUGCCCUCCACAGGUUCGUUGGUGCUGCCCUCAUUUAUCUCCCUCUCCAGCUCUCCAGAGGAGGCAGAUGCACCAGACAUGCUUCCUACUGAUGCAGUGCAAAUCAAAGAGAAAAAACUGCAGAUCAAGCCUCGUCUGUAAGAUCACAGAAACCAGUGGGACUGGACACGAAAGGAUUUUAUCAGGUUUAGUGUUAUAUGAGUUCUGAGCUCAGGUUCGUCCUGGCACAUGUAUCCCUCUGAAUGAGUUCACUCAGGGCCUGAAAGUUUUAUGCUUUUUGUCUAUGAACAUGUUUUACAUAUCAGUUAGAUGUUUACAAUGCCAGUUUUGGAAAGAAAUAAAGUAUUAACUCUGAA